Bufo gargarizans (Asiatic toad) is the source of this 736-nucleotide messenger RNA. RefSeq lists its product as uncharacterized. Bases 34 to 642 code for a protein of 202 amino acids. The record is from RefSeq and is a predicted model, not a curated record. Lineage: Eukaryota; Metazoa; Chordata; Amphibia; Anura; Bufonidae. The transcript has 3 exons.
CUAAUUUUUUAUUUUGUUAAAACAGGUAUAAGAAUGGAUAGUGACUCGCAUCAAGUAUCAUCGAGUGCGUCAACGACAAGAGCUGAAAAAUUGGAAUGGAUAAAAAAGCGUCUCCAAGAAAAAUAUGGUUGUCCUGACAAUUCAGAACCCUGUUUUCCUGAAAACCCCACUAGACCCUCAAACUCGGAGGCCAACGUUGAAAUUGAAGAGUCGGACUACAGACUUGGAAAUAAGCUAUGGUGUACUUGUAACAAUUGUGAACCAAUGCCAACGCCAGUCGAAUCAAUAUGCUGCCAAGAAGUCUCAAAUAUUGAACCUUAUUUAGAAGAAAUGGGAUGUAUAAUCGAACAUGACUACUUUCAUCAAUUCUGUCAAGAUCGAGGAAAAGUGGAGGUGUCGAUGAGGUCAAUAGGUCAAGUGUUGCAUCCACCCCCGGACAAAGAUUUGAACAGGCUACUCAGAAAAACAGCUUAUCGUGGGUUCACAGCUUGGAUACAUGGCUAUCUUGGCGUGGCCAAAAGAAGACCAAUUCCUUCUUGUGCUGUUUCCGUCAUAAGAAAAGUUUUCCCUGACCCAGAGCAGGAUUAUUGUGGGUUUCUGAUGUUUAGAGAAGAGCCAGCGGAGUAUCUUGCCAUGGAGUAGAUAAAGGGCAUCUGUCAUCAUAAUUGAACCUAUUACAGUGGCUGACCUGUUACGUGUGCACUUGUUCAAUGAAUCCAUAUAUACUCGUUCCUUG